Messenger RNA from Adineta ricciae, 978 nucleotides. Lineage: Eukaryota; Metazoa; Rotifera; Eurotatoria; Adinetida; Adinetidae. The record is from the annotation of a GenBank genome assembly.
AUGUUGGUUAACUCGUUUACUAACUACACUAUUGGCUGGAGCUCAACAGUACUUUCUCAAAAUUACACACUCUUAUCAAUUGUAUUAUUCGGUAUAUUUCUUCAUUCGUUCUUAUGGAGUCAACUCUUUUAUCACAAAAUUAAAUAUGAUCUUAGUUUCAUCUUUCCAGUUGGUUAUAUUUCCACUGAUGUAUUUCUUUUAUGCGCAUAUCUUGUUCAAUAUAGUAUUCGAAGUAGAGCAACAACACCAACAUCGUAUAUUUCAUGUUACUUUGAAGCUUAUUUUAUUAUUUAUUUCAACACUCUUGAAUCAUUUUAUUUAACUGCUUUGAAUGCUUGUCGCUAUUGGCAAAUUGUUCGAAACCAAAAUAUCUACAAUAGACAUCCACAUUUCAUUUUAUUCAUUUGCGCAAUAAUUCCAUUAUUUAUUCUUAUUAAUAUGAUUGUACAAGAUCAAAUGAGUUGGUGUAAUGUAAUUGAAAAUGUCGGAGAAAGUUGUUCUAUUACUUAUAGUUCUAUUCCCAUUCGAAUAUGGAAUGUUGCACUUAUGUUUGCUUUACCUAUUAUCAUUAGUCUUAUAGCAUCAAUUCGAUGUGUACUUCAUAUUAAACAAACACAUUCACAACAAGUUCUAUCACGACGAAAUCAUCAUCGUCAAUUAAUUUAUCGAUUCAGUAUUUUCUAUACAGUAUGGAUUAUUCUAUGGGGACCAUUCGUAUUAUUAACUUAUCUUGAUAUGAAAACAAUUAGUGAUCAGAUCGAUUUCAUUAUCAGUAUAGGAAGUACAUUAGAAGUAGCUAUUGACGGUAUUCUAGUUAGUGCACUUGACAAACAUUUUGAAAUGGCAUGGAAGAAAACUUAUGAGAGUAUUCUUCUUAAAUUAGGUUUAAAUGGAAAAAAGAAAGUUAGUCCAAUACAUCAAUUAACAUUAGUAAUGCACGACAAAAUGGAUUCAAAGAAUAAUAUAAUGAAUAAGUAA